CCCUCAGCUUGUGAGGCCGCGCGCUGGCGGGUCCCGCGCUGCCCGGCGGGAGGGGCGGAGCCCGCGUCCCUCCUCCUCACCGGUCCGCAUCCUUAAAACACGAGUCCGGACGCCCCGCCUGUUGGAGCGGGGGCCGGGAUAAGGCCAGCGAACAGCCAGGGCAGGCCAGGCCUGACCGAGGAGGGCCUGAGGCCACGGAGCAGCCGCGGCUGAUACGCCAGUGUCUCGGCCUCGACCGAGAGGUUGCGGGACCUGCGAGGGGAGGGGUCCCGGGCGCCAUUGCUGACCGUCAGGGCGCCGCCGGGUCCCUGUUCACCCUCGUCUGCUCUCCCCUGGCUGGGAGGAGCAGUAGCUGGGGGCCGUAGCCAGCCCCUGGCCGGGACCCGUGAAUCUGGUGCCUGGUCUGCCGGCCGCACAGGGCCGCCGGGCCGAGACCAUGUUUGACAAGACGCGGCUGCCGUACGUGGCCCUCGAUGUACUCUGCCUGUUACUGGCUUCCAUGCCUUUGGCUGUUCUAAAUUUGGGCCAAAUAUAUCCAUAUCAGAGAGGCUUUUUCUGUAAAGACAACAGCAUCCAGUAUCCGUACCAUGACAGUACCGUCACAUCCACUGUUCUCACCAUAGUGGGGCUUGGUUUACCCAUUUCCUCUAUGAUUAUUGGAGAAACCCUGUCUGUUUACUGUAACGUCUUGCACUCUAAUUCCUUUAUCAGGAAUAACUACAUAGCCACUAUUUACAAAGCCAUUGGAACAUUUUUAUUUGGUGCAGCUGCUAGCCAGUCCCUGACUGACAUUGCCAAGUAUUCAAUAGGCAGAUUGCGGCCUCACUUCUUGGAUGUUUGUGACCCAGAUUGGUCAAAAAUCAACUGCAGUGAUGGUUACAUUGAAAACUACAUAUGUCGAGGGAAUGCACAAAAAGUGAAGGAGGGCAGAUUGUCCUUUUACUCGGGCCACUCUUCAUUCUCCAUGUACUGCAUGCUGUUCGUAGCACUUUAUCUUCAAGCCAGAAUGAAGGCAGACUGGGCAAGACUCUUACGCCCCACACUGCAAUUUGGUCUUGUUGCUGUAUCCAUUUACGUGGGCCUUUCUCGAGUGUCUGAUUACAAACACCACUGGAGUGAUGUGUUGACUGGACUCAUUCAAGGAGCUCUGGUUGCAAUAUUAGUUGCUGUGUAUGUAUCAGAUUUCUUCAAGGAGAGAAAUUCUCCUUUUAAAGAAAGAAAAGAGGAGGAUUCCCAUACAACUCUGCACGAAACACCGACGACGACGACGAUGACGACGACGACGACGACGACGACGGGGAAUCACUAUCGGAACAAUCACCAACCAUGAAGGUGACAGAAUGAAUACCCAGAUGAACCUGGCCUGCUUUCUAAAGGAGAAUGAUUGCAACCUGAAGGCAAGAAGAUGUGUCUUUCUUGCUGGUGUACAAGCCUUUAAGGACUGCUGCUGCUAUACCUUGGAUGCCCACUUUACCUGUGUGUAUAUAGAUACAUUUAACACAACGGUUAUCUAAUAGCUCUAAGUUCAUGAAAAAAAUUCAAGCCUUCCACUAAAACAAUACCCCACCUGUACAUUUUUAUUAAAAAAAUGUAAUGCUUA
Messenger RNA from Rhinolophus ferrumequinum (greater horseshoe bat), 1600 nucleotides. It is a transcript of the gene PLPP1, whose product is annotated as phospholipid phosphatase 1. The transcript is spliced from 6 exons. Gene Ontology annotation, biological process: signal transduction; phospholipid metabolic process; phospholipid dephosphorylation. Bases 437 to 1330 code for a protein of 297 amino acids. Lineage: Eukaryota; Metazoa; Chordata; Mammalia; Chiroptera; Rhinolophidae. The record is from RefSeq and is a predicted model, not a curated record. Gene Ontology annotation, molecular function: phosphatidate phosphatase activity.